This is a messenger RNA of Bombina bombina (fire-bellied toad), 3809 nucleotides long. RefSeq names its product glutamate ionotropic receptor NMDA type subunit 2C (gene GRIN2C). The record is from RefSeq and is a predicted model, not a curated record. Gene Ontology annotation, molecular function: transmitter-gated monoatomic ion channel activity involved in regulation of postsynaptic membrane potential; NMDA glutamate receptor activity. NCBI's taxonomy places the organism in Eukaryota, Metazoa, Chordata, Amphibia, Anura, Bombinatoridae. Gene Ontology annotation, cellular component: plasma membrane; postsynaptic density membrane; postsynaptic membrane. The transcript is spliced from 13 exons. The coding region runs from base 1 to 3654 and encodes 1217 amino acids. Gene Ontology annotation, biological process: monoatomic ion transport; synaptic transmission, glutamatergic; excitatory postsynaptic potential.
AUGAAGGACAUGGUUCGCAGACCUGGCUCUCACUGUGACAUGUCUCUGCCCCCAACACUGGGGUGGCUUCUCUUAGGCAUGGUGGGUAGUGGAGCAGUGGUGAUGGAGACACUUCUGCCCUAUCCUGGAGGUCCCGUGGUGAAUGUGGCAUUGGUGUUUGGUGGCUCAUUUCUAAAUGUGGAUGUGGAUGGUCCUCUGACCCAAGUGGGCUCCUUACGCCUUCCUCUGGAUAUUCACACAAUAACCAUCCUGGUGAAUGACAGCAGCCCUGGGCCACUUCUGCACCAGCUGUGCCAAGCACUAAAUGGUGUACAUGCUGUGGUUUUCCAAGAUAACAUUGGCACAGAGGCUGUAGCGCAGAUCCUAGACUUCAUAUCCUCACAGACUCUUGUUCCUAUCAUCAGCAUUAGUGGAGGUUCUUCUGUCGUCUUAAGUCCAAAGGAGCCCAGUUCCUCAUUCCUUCAGCUGGGUGCCUCAGUGGAACAACAACUGACUGUCAUAUUUAAGGUAAUGGAGGAAUAUGACUUGGGUCCAUUCUCUGUUAUCACUAGCCACUACCCUGGACAUAGAAUUUUCUUGAGAACUAUACGUGCCCUUUGUGAGGCUCUUCAACCAGGUUUUGGUCCCCAAGAUGAGCUGAUAUUGGAGCCAGGCAUAGGCCCCCGAGGAACUCAACGAGUGCUCAGACAGGUGUCUGCUCCAGUGCUUCUGCUCUUCUGCUCCAGAGAGGAGGCUGAGGAGCUAUUCCUGGUAGCAGGAGAAGCUGGACUCUUGGGGCCUGAUCACAUCUGGAUUGUUCCUAGCUUUACCAUUGGGUCUCUGGAAAGGCCACCUUCAUCCUUUCCCACUGGACUGGUCAGUGUUGUGACUGAUGGAUGGAGAAGGAGCUUGCGGCAAAAGUUGCAAGAUGGGGUUGCAGUGAUAGCUGAUGGAGCCAAGAAGUACUUAUUAAAACAUGGGGGUUUGCCCCAUCCUGGUGGAUCUUGUCUGACACCUCCACAACUACAUGGAAAUGACACCCUGUACAGGCAUAUGCUGAAUACUGUAUGGCAGGAGAGGGACCUUUCAUUCAAUGCCCAGGGAUUCUUGCUUGAUCCAUCUAUGUUGGUAAUCACCCUGACCCCUCAACGAGUGUGGGAGGAGGUGGGCCGAUGGGAUCAUGGCAUAAUUCAGAUGAAGUACCCAGUAUGGCCACGCUAUGGAGCUGGUCAGCAGCUCGUUGGAGACUCUUGUCACCUUACUGUAGCCACCCUGGAGGAAAGACCUUUUGUCAUUGUAGAGAAGACAGAUCCGGUGACUGGAAACUGUGUCAGAAAUACUGUGCCAUGUCGGAAGCAGAGCAACCUGACACUGAGUAGCUCUGGGGAACCUUACUCCAAGCUUUGCUGUAAAGGAUUCUGCAUUGAUAUACUGAAGAAGUUGGCCAAGACCGUAAAGUUCUCUUAUGAUCUGUACCUGGUGACCAAUGGCAAACAUGGAAAGCGUGUGCGAGGUGUGUGGAAUGGGAUGAUUGGAGAGGUUUAUUACCAGCGAGCUCACCUUGCUAUUGGCUCUCUCACUAUUAAUGAGGAACGCUCGGAGAUAGUAGAUUUUUCUGUUCCGUUUGUGGAAACUGGAAUAAGUGUUUUGGUAUCUCGUAGCAAUGGAACGGUUUCCCCCUCUGCCUUCUUGGAGCCAUACAGUCCAGCAGUUUGGAUGAUGAUGUUUGUCAUGUGUCUCUCCGUCGUUGCUGUUACUGUCUUCAUUUUCGAGUAUUUUAGCCCCAUGGGAUACGAUCGUGACCUGAACAAUGGGAAACGUUUGGGGGGACCCAGUUUCACUGUGGGGAAAUCCUUGUGGCUUCUCUGGGCGCUGGUGUUUAACAACUCAGUUCCAAUUCAGAACCCACGUGGCACCACCAGUAAGAUCAUGGUGCUGGUCUGGGCUUUCUUUGCAGUCAUCUUCUUAGCCAGCUACACAGCAAACCUGGCAGCGUUCAUGAUUCAAGAACAGUAUAUUGAUACAGUAUCUGGGCUCAGUGAUAGGAAGUUUCAGAAGCCACAGGAGCAUUACCCUCCCUUCCGAUUUGGAACUGUCCCAAAUGGCAGCACCGAGAGAAACAUCCGCAGCAACUAUCCAGAUAUGCACUCGUACAUGGUGCGAUACAACCAACGCUCUGUGGAGGAUGCACUUGCUAGCCUAAAGACAGGGAAGUUGGACGCCUUUAUCUAUGAUGCAGCUGUAUUGAAUUACAUGGCGGGGAAGGACGAGGGCUGCAAGCUGGUGACCAUUGGGAGUGGGAAGGUGUUUGCCACCACAGGGUAUGGCAUUGCUUUGCAGAAGAACUCUCGCUGGAAACGACCUAUCGACCUGGCUCUGUUGCAGUUUCUUGGAGAUGGGGACACUCAAAGGCUGGAGACGGUCUGGCUCUCUGGGAUCUGUCAGAAUGAGAAGAAUGAGGCCGUAAGCAGCAAGCUUGACAUCGAUAACAUGGCCGGAGUCUUCUAUAUGCUUCUAGUAGCAAUGGGGUUGAGUCUACUGGUCUUCUCCUGGGAGCACCUGGUGUAUUGGAGGAUGCGACACUGUAAGCCCAGCACUUGUGGAGAGCAGAGUCUUCUGGGAGUCAGCCGGGGGAUAUACAGUUGUUUUCGAGGUGUGCAGAGUCCAUCUCAUGGACCCAAAUGCCCUGAUCCUGAUGUCACAGGAACUCCAGUACCAGUAAAUGUUAUACGGGUCCUGCAAACAGCAAGAGAUCUUGUGUCUUCCUCGGGAGUAGGGGGAUCUCUAGAGAAUGCAUCUCAUGCCCUUCGCACUUGGAGGCAGAGGAGUGAGAGUCUGCAGGCUGCUUUCUCUUUGCAUGAACCCCAACAACUGCAGACCAUUGCAUCCCCUCAACAUGUAACUUUUGCCAAACCUGCAGCUGCUACAGGUCAUGCACCUCCUGCAACUGUUUCUUCACCCUCACAUCAUCUCAAUAUACUUCCCCAAGCUCCAUAUCCUACUCUUCCAGCUGCAGACCUUCAGCCUGCAUCAAAAGUCAUACACUCCCCCCGCAUGCAGGUGGCAGUUUCCACACAAAAUGGAAAUGCAGUAGAGUCUGUGCCAAGCACCAGCCUUGCAUCCUGCCCUUCAACCCACUAUAGAGGAAACACAUGGGCAUCACAACAGAAACAUCUUACCCGCUCUUGCUCAGGUACUAUUCCACCAUGUAGAUCUCGAUCCUGGUUGCCUGCAACAAGAAAACCACUUAAGAGGCCCCCACUGCCUUAUGACUGCCUCCAUAAUGAUACUUGGGGGCCGCGCCCAACAUGUGGAGGCCCUUCCCACCCAACAUUUACACUUUCCCCACAGACUUGCCCCUUUUGCCUUCGCCAUGGCUCCCCCACUGAGCACAGGUGCACCCAGUGGCAUCGCCCUGCAAUCUAUCUGCCCCAUCGUACUGAGACUGUACCAAAAGAGGCUGUUUCCACACUCACAGUGCCACCGUCCAUGGCUCACAGGGACUCUACCCCCCUCUUAAAUGUUGCAUCUCUUGGUAGAACUGCGUGCUACACACAAAUGGGAAACAGUAACAACACUUACAGCACACAUUUAGGGACAUUUAAAGGUGAGAGAUCACAUGACCUUCAUUCUAUCGAGACCUGGAAGAGAAUCAGCUGGGAAUCAGAGGUGUGAUAUCACACUAGCUAUGAUGACUAGAUGUGGCAAUAAGGACUAUCCCUGUAAAAACUGCAAGUGCUCAGGUAUAUAAACAAGUUUAUAACAAGACUGGAGAGACCAUGGUCUUCCGGGGAAUAUGGGGCUCAAAGUAAAAAGAAAAGAAAAAAACA